AUGUUAAUUGGGUCAAAGAUCGUUACCAGCACAGUUUCAUUAGUUAGAAAAAUCAGGGAAAGAUUGCUAACAGCUCAAAGUAGACAGAAGAGCUAUGCACAUAAAAAGCGUAGGGAUAUCAUCUUCAACAAAGGCGACCAUGUAUUUCUCAAUGUAUCUCCCUUUAAAGAGGCAGUUGUUGAGGUUGCUUAUAGAUUAGCAUUGUCUCCCAGCCUUGCUGUUGUUCAUAAUGUUUUUCAUGUGUCCAAUUUGAGGAAGUACAUUCCUAAUGCCAACCAUGUAAUUCAUUAUGAAGAAGUUCAGUUACAAAAGGAUCUAUCAUAUGAAGAGAGACCAACCCAGAUCCUGGCCAGGCAAACCAGGAAGCUAAGGAAUAAGGAAGUAAGUAUGGUCAAGGUGUUUUGGCACAAUAGUUCCAUAGAAGAAGCCACCUGGGAAGUAGAACAUGUUAUGUAG
This is a messenger RNA of Impatiens glandulifera, 456 nucleotides long. RefSeq lists its product as uncharacterized. Lineage: Eukaryota; Viridiplantae; Streptophyta; Magnoliopsida; Ericales; Balsaminaceae. The transcript has 2 exons. The record is from RefSeq and is a predicted model, not a curated record. The coding region runs from base 1 to 456 and encodes 151 amino acids.